ACAUACAAGUGUGUCCAGGAAGACAGGUGCAACAAAAUGUGGUAUCAACACCACCUUUCUAAAAAUCUUGUUUAUCUUGCAUUAAAAUACCACCAGAACUGAAUUUUUAUUUUUUUUAGUUCAGCUGGUGAUCAAUAAGCUUAGUUUCCGCUUUUAUUUCUAAAGGAAAAACCCAAUCAUUUUAUGCGCUGUGUUGGUUUCGGUGUUUCCCAUAAUAAACUCUCAAAAUACAUAACGGGGCACUUUAACUUUGAUAUGGCAUCUCAAUAUAAUUGCACACAAUUUUUAAAUGAAUUCCCUGAGCCUAAAACUGAGGCUGCAAUUAAUAACGGAAUUGUUUCCUUCAUGGACGCAUUAGUAAAAGCAUAUCGUCCCUUUCAUUACUAUGUGCUCACUUUUAUAGUUAUUUUUGCGUUUUUUGCAAAUAUACUAAUUUUAAUACUUCUCACUCGGAAAGAGAUGAGAUAUUCGGGAGUGAAUGUAACAAUGAUGUUGAUUGCUGUUUGUGAUUUGGGAUGUGCAAUUGCCGGGUUAUCCCAGUUGUAUUUGAGAAAUUUUUCAGAUAAUUAUUCAUCCUACCAAACCGCAUAUGCUCAAUUCAUAGUUUAUUACUGUCAAAUUGCUUUUCACGCCGAAUCCCUUUAUCUUGCUGUUGGAAUGGCUUUUUGCAGAGUUAUAACUUUAAGUUCUGCAAGUGACAGUAGAGACACUUGGCAAUCUCCCAAAUAUGCUAUUCGUGUAGCGGUUCUAUUAUGUUUCCCAGUUUUUGCCGUGAGCUCUUUUGUUCUAUUUCUGAAUUCUGUUAAGGAAGUAUAUGCUGACGGAUCUGUAUUUUUGGACAUUUCUCCAUUAUCAUUAGCAAACGAUUGUCUGUUUCUGAAGACAUCAAUAUUCUUCAGUGGUUCUUGUUUCAAAAUUCUACCAAGCAUCCUUAUGUCAAUGUUCUCAAUUAUUAUUUUAAUACGUAUUAAGGCUGGAAAACAACGUUCUAAUUCUUUAUCACAUAAUCAAACUGAUCAAGAUGCUCAGAUUGACCGAUCAACGCGCUUCAUUCAAGUAGUAGUGGUUGUUUUUGUUAUCACGGAGACACCACAGGGAUUUUUCAGCGUAUUGGGGUCAAUAUCAAUCAAUGACUAUAUUAAUUAUUACCAACAUCUUUCAAUUUUUAUGAACAUUCUGGCGUUCUUCAAUACUACAACAAGUUUCAUUAUUUACAGUACACUUUCUUCGAAAUUUCGAAAACUAUUCGCUCAACUUUUUGUACCAGAUGUUAUUUUGGAGAAAUAUGGAAGGGUAUUUCAAAAAUUAGAAUUAAGUUUUUAA
Caenorhabditis elegans is the source of this 1323-nucleotide messenger RNA. RefSeq names its product G-protein coupled receptors family 1 profile domain-containing protein (gene dmsr-11). NCBI's taxonomy places the organism in Eukaryota, Metazoa, Nematoda, Chromadorea, Rhabditida, Rhabditidae. The transcript has 8 exons. Gene Ontology annotation, cellular component: membrane. The coding region runs from base 256 to 1323 and encodes 355 amino acids. The record is from RefSeq and is marked reviewed. Gene Ontology annotation, biological process: signal transduction; G protein-coupled receptor signaling pathway. Gene Ontology annotation, molecular function: G protein-coupled receptor activity; G protein-coupled peptide receptor activity.